Lasiosphaeria miniovina is the source of this 1786-nucleotide messenger RNA. RefSeq names its product Alpha/Beta hydrolase protein. The transcript is spliced from 3 exons. NCBI's taxonomy places the organism in Eukaryota, Fungi, Ascomycota, Sordariomycetes, Sordariales, Lasiosphaeriaceae. The record is from RefSeq and is a predicted model, not a curated record. The coding region runs from base 134 to 1786 and encodes 550 amino acids.
CACGUCCACUGGCUAUAAAUCUGUCUCCGUCUCUCUCUACCGCCAUCUUCAGAACGAGGCAUCAAGCCAACCAACCCGCGAUCCAAUCAACCUUUACCUAGAUCACCAGUCUUUCACAUCCUUACUGCCCACAAUGUCCAUCCCAAAGCUUACCCUUCUCCUUCUGCCCUUCUUGAAAGGCGUCAUUGCCCAGACACUGCCCAUCGUGACUCUGCCUUGGGGCAAGUGGCAAGCUCAGAUCUACGAGAAUGAUGCAAAUGCAAACCCCUCUUACGGGCCAAGCUGCUACCAAGUCAACACAUCCAAGCUUCAGAACCCUCCUGGCGGUACACCCGGUGUACAGAAUCCCAAUGACGGUGCCCCCUCUUCGAGUGAGGACUGCCUCUUCCUCGACGUCUACGCGCCUGCAUCGGCCUUUGACCAGAAUGGUAACCCCAUCCAGGAGCUUCCCGUCAUAGUAUGGUUCUACGGGGGCGCGUAUGCCUUUGGCUCCAAGGAACUCGGCGGCGGCCUCCCGCUCUACACGGGCCAGUCCAUGCUCGCGGCGUCUGAGUAUAAUGCUAUUUUCGUCGCUGGCAACUAUAGGCUCGGUGCCUUUGGCUGGCUCGCUGGCUCCUACAUGGAGAGCAACGCGCAGCCCAACGCCGGUCUGUACGACCAAUCUCUGCUCUUAGACUGGGUGCAAAGGUACAUCAUCCAAGCGGCGGGUAACCCCAAUCAGGUCAGCGCCUGGGGCGAGUCAGCCGGCGCUGGAUCCAUCCUGCAUCACCUCAUUCGGGAGAACGGAACCCGAGACCCGCAGUUCGGGUCAUUCCUGGUGCAGAGUCCUGCAUUCGAGUGGUCUUGGGAUAAUAGUGUCAACGGGACACUCGACACGAUUUACCGGAACUUCUCUGCGCUCGCCAACUGCGGGUUUGGAUACAACAUCUCCUGCCUGCGGGGACAGAGCGUCAACCUUCUUGUCUCUGCCAACCAAAAACUGUUCGAUGCCGUGCACCAGACGGGACUCUUUCCUGUGGGCCCUGCAGUAGACGGGAAAUGGGUCCAGACUAUUCCAGCCAUUGCGUUCGCAAACCAUAAUUAUUGGCCCUCAAUCGAUGGAGCGCUCAUCUCGCACGUGACUAACGAGACGGCGUCCUUCACGCCGCAGUGGGUAGUUUCGCAGUCAACCUUUGACGCCUUCCUCAACGAUUUCUUCCCCGAGCCCAGCCUCGGCCCCGUCCGAGCCGCCAUGCGGGCCCAGUACAACUGCAAGACCACCUACAGCGGCAACUUCCGCGCCUGUAUCGCCGACCUGAUCCGAGACUCGACGUUCACUUGUAACACGCGUCAGCUCUUUGAGGCGUACCCCUCGGUUGCGUACAUGAUGCGCUACGCAUUCCCCUUUGACGAGUACGCCGUGCACGCCAGCGACCUAAUCCCCACCUUCAUGAACGGCUUUGACGACGCCUAUGACAUGCUGCGGGCUAACAAUAUGAGCAAAACCGAGGCGUUUUUAUACGCGGGCUUCUUGGACACCGAAAUCAUGCCGUGGUAUCAGAGCUACCUGGCCUCGUUUGGGCUGCACGCCAACCCGAACCAGGGACCCAGCGACACCACCUACUGGCCGGUAGCAACACCAGGAGACGAGAUAGGCAACGUGAUGCAGGUCCACGAAAUCGAGUUUAGCUUGGUGACGGACGACCAGAACACAGCUUCCAUUUGCGACUUCUGGACUCAGAUCGCCAAGAUGAUUGAGGGCAGCGGCUCUGUGAAAAAACCGCCCCAGGAUUGGAAGGAUCUAUAA